GAUGGCUUUAGGACUACGAUCCCAGGCGACCGCAACCGCCAUAGCUAUGGCUGGAGGCAACAAAGUCGGAACUACGUUGCAGACCAUGGGGGACAGUAUAGAAACUAUAGGCAGCUCGACCAAUCCUAAACAGCUUAGCGCUAAAGCAAAAGCAUUUGCCACAUACACAUACAAGGCCGAGCAGCCUGGAGCACUAUCCUUUACCGCGGGAUCGAUCAUUACGAUCAUGGACAAGGAUACCCCCAAUGCUGACCUUGGGUAUUGGUACGGGUGUACGCAGGACGGAAAGACUGGUUACUUUCCGUAUAGCAUGGUGUACGAGCUCAACCAUCCCACGCCAUCACCGAUGAGCAUAGACCACUACAUACAGCUGCAAGGUGCGGGAUUGGCAAUCGUCAAAUACACGACUCUGGAAAGUGAGGUAUGCCCGCACUCGCUACAAAGAUGUCACGUAUGUGGGGUGAGUGGGACGGGGCAAUCUGUGCAGUAUGCAGGACAAAUCAGUAGUAAAAUGACACGGGACUAUAGAAUGGUAUACAAAUAA
Molecule: messenger RNA, 544 nt
Organism: Sphaeroforma arctica JP610
Lineage: Eukaryota; Ichthyosporea; Ichthyophonida
Exons: 4
Molecular function (GO): protein binding
Source: RefSeq, a predicted model, not a curated record